AUGAGUUCACCACACUCACGGAUGCGGGCGAGUCCCUCGCAGUCGCAAUCGCGGCCUUCAACCAGAAGUGGAAAGCUUUCACGAGAAUACAGCCCAUCUUGUGCACAAUUGCCACAGGUCAUUACAGAAUUUGCUCAACUACUGGUUGACAACGACAAUCGCUUCAAUGAGAAGCUGGACGCGGCCUCUCAGCAGCAAAAGAUGCUCCACGUGCAGUCGCUGACGGAAUCGCUGAGGAAGCACGAUGCGGUGCGGGAAGCUGCUCAAUUCGAGUUGCAAGCUGAGCAGGUGCGGCGAGACCAGGAGCAGAUUCGCAAGCUUGCAGAAGCCAGGGAGAAGCUCGCAACAGAGCAGAGGGCACAGUUGAAGAGGCUGGAGGAGGAGCGUAGGAAAGACGACGAGCGUAAGGAACGAGAAGCACAGUUGCAGCGCGAGCGAAAUGAACUGGCUCGACGUCAACAGGAAGAUGCAGAGCAGAAGGCGCGCGAAACAGCGGCACAGGAGAAGGUGAUCGAAGAUGAGAAGCAGAGAGUUAGGCAGGCCGAGGCGGAUGCACAGGCGCAGCAAGUCAAGCAGCAGCAAGAGCAGCAGGAAGCCAAAAUACGACAGCAACAGAUUCCAGUGCCUCCUCAGGGACCGUCUCAACCCACGGCGCCUCUCCAACCCCUGGCCGGAAGCAGCUCUGGAACAGACUCGACUCAGCUAGCCGCGUUGCAGUCCAGUCUCGACCAGCGUGCACGAGAGCAUCAGGUGUACUUGGCAAUGAAGCAAGAACUUAAAAAGUCUGUUGCAAGGCUGGACACUGCGAAGCAGMAGGACCCGUGGCUCAAGCAACACUUGGGAGACAGCUGCCGAAGGAGGAUCAGGACGCUGAUGGGUCAAAUUAACAAGCGGGACAAAUCGGAAAACACCAGAGUGAUCAAGGAGAUUCAAGCAAUUCUGGACGAUGCGAAAACCAGAUAUCCAACCGAGACAGUGGACAUAUCCCCAUUCUUUCUAAACGGCAAUCCGGAACCCAACCAGUCGCCGCAGUUUCCCUUGCUACUCUUCGAUCUGCUCAAUCACUUCGCCAAGGCUGUCAUCAAUCAGAUUGCCACAGAGGCGGCCGUCGACCGCGCGGCUGCAGAACCUAUAGGCAUCGUGACGGCGACCAUUUUUGCCAAUCCCAGUUAUUCUUUCCACGGCCAUUCCCUCAUUACCAUUCUAUGGGCCAGAUACCACCAGCGAUGCCCCGUCUUGUUCGGCGUUUGGGGAGACGAGCGGACUGMACCUGGCCGUCGAACGAUGGGAUGGAAGGGAAACACCGAACGGCAGCACCAGGAUUUGACGAAAGGUCUGGCCUCUGGUUUCGCAGCCAUUACGCUGCGCGACUUCUCGCGGAACUCCAAGGCGAAUCCUGCCCCAAAUCGCCUGUUUUGGGAGGCUGUAGCGCGGAUCCUCAAUGUAGAUGCAGCGAAUCGCCUUCCUACGCACUACAUCGCUCUCGAGUCGUUGCUAGAUCCGACGUUCGUUCCACGCUUCAUCGCGCUCUAUGGACAAGCUGCGAUCGCAGUAUUGAAGCUUGCUACUGGAAGCUUUGCUCACKUCCCGGCUGACCGCCUAGCAGUUCUGCCGUAUGCAAAGCGCAUGGAGACAUUGAAGACAAAAUUGGGAAUAGAGUUGAACAUCUGGCUAUAG
Molecule: messenger RNA, 1677 nt
Organism: Ramularia collo-cygni
Lineage: Eukaryota; Fungi; Ascomycota; Dothideomycetes; Mycosphaerellales; Mycosphaerellaceae
Exons: 2
Coding region: 1-1677 (558 amino acids)
Biological process (GO): regulation of translational termination; poly(A)+ mRNA export from nucleus; regulation of translational initiation
Cellular component (GO): nuclear pore cytoplasmic filaments; cytoplasm; nuclear pore
Molecular function (GO): inositol hexakisphosphate binding; phospholipid binding; translation initiation factor binding
Source: RefSeq, a predicted model, not a curated record